GCGAUGUCUCGCACCGACUCCUCACGUUGAUGACUCGCGAAACUGAGACACGCGAGCACCGCGGAUCCUCUCGGCUCUCUGAAAACACGAGCAUGUGAUAAGAUUUAGUGUGAAUACGAAGCGUUACAGUAGUGUUUCCUUUUGUGAUAACUAAGUAGGAGCAACAGCAAAAUGUACAAGACAGUGCGGCACGGUGAGAACAGUCUCCAGUACACUAUCCUUCCACAGGCGGAGGAAGUGCUGAAUAACAGCGGCCUCAAGGGCAAAGGACGAGAUUACAGCCCCUCAAUUCAUGUGCGACGAGCUCGAAGGAAAUCAGAUUUGAAAUAUGCCUUAUGGAUACUGUCUAGUAUGGCUGCAACGCUCGUUCUAACUCUUGUUCCACUUUAUAUUAUUGACGCAAGGAAUCAACAAGGCCAGCAUGAAAUCAACACUCCUGCACCAAUGGCAUCUGCUGCGCGCGAGAUGGUAAAGUCUAGAAAAAAAGAACUUAAGAUGACGCCAGAGAUUGUAUUAACGUUAGGUCAGAAAUUUGAGACGAGCACUAUUUCAACGCCACCUUCCACAACCACUUCCACUGUACCAACAACAGUGAAUAUCGAGAGAGCGACUACGCCUCCCUGGACAAUGCCAGCCUUGCGAUCAUGGAAGAGCUCUACGUCAUCCACCGUUAUUCCGCCUAUUCCCACAGAGGAUAAUGUUAUUCCACUCAUCGGAACAGUCUCCAGUGAUAGUCAUGAACCUAAUCAUGACACAUCAGUAAAAUGGGAAAAAGACAUUAUAAUCCGAGCGACAGUUACUCCAGAACCGAUCACAUUGCGUAGCGUAUUAAAAUAUUAUUCUAAAACGCAAAUACCGUCAGAGAAAUCAGUUUUUGCUACAAAAGGGUUUGAUGACGUCCUGAUUACAACAAAAGCGACGACAGCUAGAACGCCUGUAACGACUGAGUUUGCAACUACUAGUGAAAAUUCUAAAUUAAGAGAUUUGAAAGACACCAUGCUGUCGGUGGAUGAUGACGAUGAAUUUAAAGAAUCGCUGGAAGUAGAUGAAGUUUUUUCUCUGCCUCCACUGAAGCCUGAUUACGCAGCUGCCGGCAUUGAUUCUGAUGAAGUGACGGUGGCAAAGGCCGGCGAUGCUGGCUGGUAUGGAGCGCGUUGGCCGUUCGUGGACACGUCAUCUUACUUCCAAUGGACGGGUUACUCUCCCGGUGACAACUUGCUACUGCCGUUGUUAGUGGCAGCCCUGUCCUCCAUCGCACUGGUGCUGCUACUGGCACUCGCUGUACGUCGACGCAAGCGCUCACAAAUCGCCUCUUCGAAACUUGGUUUGACUGCGGAUCUUCAAGCUGACGAUAACACCAACCUGUUGACGGCUGAAAACGCCGAGGAUGGCGACGGUGAGGGCGAGGAGUGAGCACCUCCCUCGCACACGCUUCACGCUUGUUCAGCAGCCGGCGGCCGCAGGAUGCCUCGUGUACAACUCUGGUACAUAUCGUACAUAGUAUUACAAUACACAUACUUCUAUGCCAAUAAAUAUUUACUUUCUGUUUAUAGUAAACUAUAUUUCUAUGAAUAAUUAUUAGUAAACGCUAUUUACGCUUCAUACGUACGACGAGAGCAUCUCUGCUAACUCCUUACAAACACAAGGCAGCCAGGUCAAGUUGUGGCACCUGUCUAUUCUCGAAUCUGUUGUAAGCAGCGAAACUGCCUGACAGCCAUGACUAAUGACCUAUUGUGUUUAUAUUUAACUAUUUUUAACUAAAUUAUAAUGAAUAUAAAUUGUAUAACUUAAAUGUUUCACCUAAGAAUACUCAAUUUGCUUGUGUGUAUGACUAAUAAACACUGAAUGAAUACGAAGUGAUUAUAUCGGCAACGCUGUACUAACGAGCACGCGUCCUUGUCACCUCAAUUGUACAUCAGGCAUUCCACGCACUUUGUAAUAAUUUAGCUGCAAUACUGUAGUUUCUCGAAGUCGCAUUAGAAGACCUGCCAGUGACCGUCUUCUUACACACCGAUCAUAUUUCAAACUUUCAGUGCCUAUUGUUUGUAUAUAAUGUACGAUUCGGUUGGUCUCGUGCCAGCGAAGGCCGGAUGGUGGUUCCAUGUUCAGAGAUACGAUAUAAUAUGUAAGUAUUUUUUGUAAUCGCACUAGAUAAUCGAUUGUAAAUUAGGGUCGUAGGUACGUGUCAAAUGCCAAAAUUGCUAUAAAUAUUUUUGUUACAAAUAAAUUACUAUGUAGAAUUUCGGUCGUAGGGGAAUGGCAUGACCCAGUUAUUUUUAUAAUGGAUUUAGCUAAACAUUAUUGAUAGUAAUGAUAGUAAAUAUAAUGUAACACGUUUUCAUUCCAUGUCAGUACGUAUUGAAGUAGCGAAGGUCUGUUCAAAUGGUCGUGAUAUUAACAGCUAGUGGAAAGAACGUGAUCCAAUAACUGAUCUGGCCAUUUCCCUGCCACCCAUAAUAACGUCACUCGGCAUCGUAAUAAAACAUGACAAUUAGAUAUUGAUAGUAUACUUAUGAGCUUGCUAGAACCUAACUAUGAAGUGGUGGCAUUCGGAGCUUCUGUUCAUUCAUAUUAAUAAAUGUAGAUAGGGUGUAACGGUCGAGUAAGGCCGGCACUCCAUGUAAUUCACGCUAUCAGAAUGUUUAUCAAGCAGUGCUGUGUCUGUGCAGCGCGCAGUACUCGCAUCACAUGCAGUUCUAUAUUGUUGGGCUCGCUCAACACGCGAUACAGCGGCCUCGCCCGCGCCAUGUAUAUCAUAUCUCUGAAAGUUUCGAUUGUACGACUCGUCAGUAUUAACUAAACCUGUGGUAUUAUAAAUCUACAUAAUAAGCAUACUCGUUUAUUUUUUGUGUAGCCCGUUAGGAUAAGAUGAAAUAAUAUCAAUCUCGGUGUAAUGUUAUUAUAUCUGUGUUUUAACGUCGCUCUUUUAUUACUAUACAUUUCAAUUAUCUAACUUUCAUCUCAAUUAAGUAUUUAUAUAAUUUUAAAUACAUAGUUAUAAGACUGAUAUAUGAUUGAGUUUUUAGAUACUAGUAAGUUUUAUUUGAAUGGCGUGUAACCUGUUAAAACGUUGUUUUGUAACGGCACUAUUCGUUUCCAAUUUAUGUGUAACUUUGUGUGCUAAGGAUAUAUGCAUUUACACGUAUUAUGUAAUUCAAUGUUAGGUAUGUAAUAUGACUGUACAAUCGUAUGUGGGAGGGGAGGGGAGUGUAGUUAGAAAUUAAAAUGUGAUACCUCUGUAGUAUCUUUGAAUAUUGUCGUUUCCCCUGUAGAAGGAAUUGUUAGUAUCUUGCGUACGAAGCGAUUUGUAUUUAUGAAAUCGUAUCGGGCGCAGGAAGCCGUGUUUAGGAACGUUUUGGAUAUAAUAAAUGCCCUCUAUAUUGACACUUGGAACAUUAAACUUCAUGCUAACAUUUUGUAUCAUGCAAUAUAACAUCGCACACUGGUGUACCAAUAGUAUUUAUGUUACAAUUAGCUUUUGUGUUAGACUUAGUUCUGUGAAUGCCUCGUGCAGUGUGAUUAUUUUGUAUUUGCUGUGAACACACCAUGUACAUACGUAAUGAAAUAAAUUAUGUUUUCCCACCCGAA
Molecule: messenger RNA, 3588 nt
Organism: Spodoptera litura
Lineage: Eukaryota; Metazoa; Arthropoda; Insecta; Lepidoptera; Noctuidae
Source: RefSeq, a predicted model, not a curated record